GGGGGUAACAAGGGCCAGGACUCCAUGGCAGGAUGCAUUGCAGAAGCGGCCGCUUUUGACGGCCAUUUGCAGUACUGUCGCAGAAUGGUGAGCGCUUCUAUCUUCAAGCCAACUUGGGAGUUGCUUCGACAGCCACAUGCGAUUGAGCUCCUUGCGCAAACGCCGAUUGGACCUGUGGGUCCGAUGCCUGUUUUGUACGGAGAUCUACUCGGGAGCACCGAGGAAGCAGAGGGAGUGAUUGAAGCGCAGCAGUUUAAGAUCCGCCGAGUCACGUGUUCUACUUUGUCAUGGGAACAAAGCUUGGCUCGGUACAUGGUUGCAGCGAUUCGCAAAUGGGUUGGAGUCAUCUUGACCCACCCUCCUGCGUUCGAUCUGGGCAGGAAGCUCAACAAGAUUGAACCUCUUGGAGCCACCUUACAUUCCGGCCUCCUUGAUGUUUUUGCUGGCAAGGCUGCUGGAACUUUGCAUGGCCGUGUUGGGCCUAUGCUGCGUUUCGUUGCUUGGUGCAACGAUCAGGGCAUUACAGCUUUUCCGAUCCAUGAGCAGAGUGUUUAUGACUUUGUGCGUGCCAAUGAAGAUUGCUCGGCCCCUACAUUCUUGAGGAGUUUUCUCGUCAGUUUGUCAUUUUGUCACCACAUGUUAGGCCUCCUGGGAGCCCAUGAGGCCGUGAAGAGUCUGCGCGUCGUCGGUGUAACGCGGCGUGCUUACUUACGUAAGAAGAAGAAAGUGCAGCGACCGCCGCUCACUGUGGCUAUGGUAGAUGAUCUUGAGCGCUUCGUGUGUGAACAAGGCGGUUCCGUUCAGGACCAAAUCGCUGCUGGCUUCUUUCUUCUUUGCGUCUUCAUGCGGGGACGAUAUAGCGAUUGCCUGAACUUGCAAGAGCUUGUGGUUGACUCGCCUGACCUUGCUGCCAGGCCGUUACUCGGGUAUGUUGAGGGUUCUGUGUCGCGAUGCAAGACCGCGUAUACAGUUGAGCGGAAAACGCAACUUUUGCCCAUGGUCGCGCCGCGGCAAGGUGUGUCAGGCCUUGACUGGUUCUCCGCUUGGUUGGAGUUGAGGAAGCGUGCAAGGGUGCCUGUGGGUGCUGGGGUGCCUUUACUACCUGCUCCGAACGGGGAAGGGUGGCAGCGCGUCCCGCCGACUGCAGCCAUGGCUGGUGAUUGGCUGCGCAACAUCCUGAAGAGUCGCGGUCACGACGGAAGUCUGGUUUCUCGCAUUGGUACUCACUCGUGCAAGACCACAACGCUAUCUUGGAUGAGCAAGGCUGGUGUGGAUCUACCGACGCGGAGGUUACUUGGGUAUCACGCGCAGGCUGACGAGCGCACACCUUUGGUGUAUUCUCGUGAUGCGAUGUCGGGGCCAGUGCGGGCGUUGGAGGGCGUGAUCCUGAUGAUUCACAAGUCAGAGUUUUUGCCUGAUGCUUCUCGUUCAGGUUACUUCCCGAAAGCGGUGAAGCCGCCAGUGCCCGCUCCUGAUGAUGAUGAGUGCUCCGACAGUGAGGAUUCGGCGGAUGAAGAAGACAACCAAGAAGACUUGGAUAAGACUGAUGCGGCCGAACAAGAUGUUGUCGGCGAGUGGAGGCACAUCAAUGAGGCCGCAGGCGGGAGCGCCGGCGAGGCGCCUGUCUUCCGCAACAAGCUCUCGAGGACGAUCCACCGAGUGGUGGACGGAGCGGAAGCCAAGUUCCGCUGCGGGAGUGAUGUGUUGGACCUCAUCGUGGACUCCGGCGUCAACGCUCUUGCAAAGUAUGCUUUCAGUAGUUCGUAUGUACCUGGCCAGCCCGACGAGUCCCCUUUUGUACGGGCCAUAAAGGACAUGCUAAAGCGCGAUGCCACAGUAGGAGAACUGGCAGUGAUGCGACGACUGUUACAUGAAGCGUACAGCAUGGCGUCUGCAGAGCUCCGUCAGUCCGUGGAGAGAUCCGAAGAUGCACCCACAAAGAAACUUGCGCAGCCCGAGAGGGCAGAUCGCUUGGCAAAGCAGCAAGCAAGGCUUGCAGGCCUAAAGAUCGAGGGCGCCCUCGAGCCCGCGGAUCGGCUCAUUGACUUGAUGGUGGCGCAAUAUGAAGAGAACCGCGUUUCACAUGUCGAAUUGUCAAGAUGCAUCAGCAAAGAGCAAGAAGUUCUUUCCGCGUCGAGCAAGGAAGAUCGGCACUUGACGAUCGACAGCGCAGGCACUGUCAGGAUCAAAGGUAAAGAAACCCACCUGAGUGCCGACCUGUCGUCCGACUUGCUGUUGCGGUACGCCUUGACACGGCGGGGGCUUGCCUGUGAUCAGGCUAAUCUCUUGGCCUUUUCGCACCAUGACGCGUGGACUGAGCGGCUGAUGAGAGCUCGUCUUGAACCGCCGCCCCCAAACUAUGCCCCAAUAUCGCAAGCGCAGGUCAUUGCCGCAGACAGGAAGCUCUGGGUCAAACUAGCUGAACUCACUCGCGCAGGAGUUCAGGUCACUGCUGCAGGACGCCCUCUUGACGCAGUUUGGGCGCAGGCGUGCGAUCAUCCGGAUGUGUUGCAUCUGUUGCAGCCCAUGCCUGUGGCGUGUGGAUCGACACCCCUCUUCCGGUUUGGCAAGGGUGAAGGCGCCGAAUCCAAAGGGUCGGGCAAGUUCAGGGGUGGUCCUUACGGGCGUGGAAAGGGUGCUGGUAAGUCCAAAGGCGGAGGUUUCGUUCCAAAAGCCUUGGAAGGAGGCGUCAGUUGCACCACUCAGGGCCAUGCGUUGUGUUUCGGCCACAACCUUGGCACUUGCAAAGAAAAGGUAUUUUCCGUGGACCCAUCGUUGGCAGAUCGCAAAGAAUUGUGCGUUGUGCCGCUGCCUUGUCCAGAAGAGACGAGAGUCGUCUUGGGAAUAUCUUCGAUGGGUGUGCGAGACUUUCCCAGUGCAGCGUGUGCGUACGGUGGGCCGCGACCCGGCUGGCGCAUGUUUGUGACAAAUGUACCAGGCCUGCGUUCUUUAGCCGCCUCCUGCCCUGGGGGGCACGUGCAUCAGCACUUCUUGUGCGAGCGUGGUGGCAGUGAGGAUGCAAAUUAUCCACGUCCCUUGUGUGUGCAGAUCGUUCAACAAGUUUGUCUGGCUCUUGGUGUACCAGCUUUAGAUGAGCCCAGCGCAGCACCUGUACAUGCGUCGCAUGCAAUUACGGUAGCCGCUUGCAAACAGCCGCGGGGGCGUCAUAUACCCCCUGUCAUGUCAGAAUUUGCGGACAUCACUUCUUUGGACCUGGAUCGAGUCCCGCCUGUGAACACUAAGCGUCGCUUGUUGACUGCGUGUCGUCAUGUGCCAGCCGGCUCCAAGCUGCUGUCUUUUGUCAAAGUGGGGGAUGAGCAGGACAGCAGCUUUAGGUGCUUCUUUGGCUGCUAUCGCACCAAGGAAGUGUUUCUGCGUGAGGCCAUGCGUCUAGUUCAUCCAUUCGACAAGUUCCUGCCUUUGCCAGAUGAGGUCAAGAGGACCCUGUUCGCUACCUUGUGUCAUGGCCCCGCGUGGAUUGCAGCGCGCCGUGCAGAGACUUUAGGCAAAUGGACGUCGUGGGCGGCAGAUCUUUUGCCCAAGGAUUUGGAGCUGCGUUCGAGUCUUGAGCCCGGGGUUCGUAAAGUGCUCAAGUCAAAGCGUUUGCUGUUGCUUCAGAGGAUUGCCGAGGACAUUGAUUGGCCUGAUGCUGGGCUGUUUCAGCAGAUCCAGGAAGGCUUUGAGCUGGUAGGGAAUCAAGGGCCCUCGGGCGUCUUUGCAACGGAGUUGCGUCCCGCUCAGCUCACCGUGUCGCAGCUUGACGAUCUAGUAAAAUUCAUGAAGCCAGCCUUGUUAGGGAAAGUUCGCUCCGCAGAUCUUGACGAUGAUGCGCAGUUGCUGUGGGACAAGACUAUGCAAGAAGUGAGCGAAGGCUUGCUGGAGGGUCCCCUCACAGUGCAGCAAGUCGAAGAGAGAUAUGGUGGGGCAUGGAUCCCAGUUCGUCGCUUUGGCGUGUGGCAAUCGUCUUCAGGCAAGCAGAAGCUCCGACCAAUUGAUGAUUAUUCGGAAAACAAGGUUAAUCUAGCUUUUGGUUACGCUGAUAAGAUUGAUCUGAGAGCUUUAGAUCAGCUUGUUUGCUCGGUGCGUUUGUGGAUGCAGCAAGUCCUUGCUGAUGGCAAGGUGGCCAUUGAGUUGUCGGAUGGUUCGUGCCUGCGUGGGUCCAUCCAUCCGUGCUGGCGCUCAGAAGAGGGACGGUUGCUCGAGCUCGCCACGUUGGACUUGCGUGCAGCUUACAAGCAGUUUCCUCUGUCCCCGAAAAGCCGAGCUUUGUCCGUCUUAGUGUUGAAGAAUCCAGUGUCGAAGGAGGUCGCUUGCUUCGAGGCUAAAGCUCUGCCAUUCGGGGGCACAGCAAGCGUUGUGCACUUCAACAGAGCCGCAAGGCUGCUGUGGGCCAUAGGCCAACACCUGCAUGUGUGUUGGCUGAAUUUCUUUGACGAUUACCCAAUCCUGACGCCUAGGGUAUUGGCCGGUUCGACAAAGCAAACACUGAAAGCCCUUGUUGAUCUGCUUGGCUUUGAUUGCUCUUGGGAGAAGUGGCAGGACUUCUCUACUCGCGCCACAAUGCUUGGGGUGGAAGUUGACCUUAGUGAUGUUGCGUCGGUUGGCGUUAGGAUUCGCAAUAAGGAAGGCAGGGCCGGCCAAGUUGUCUCCACUGUUGAGGAGCUUCUGCGAAAAGAGAGCAUGCCUGCUCGUGAACUUCUGAGUGUGAUGGGACGAAUCCAGUUUGCAGAUGCCCAAGUUAUGGGGCGGACGGGAAGGCUCGCGCUUGCCGAGAUUCGUCGGUGGUCUAGAAACCAUGUUGACCGCGUUACCGUAGGGCGUGAGUUGAUGGAAGCCUUCGGAGUCCUUACCGACCGGCUCUCAAGUGGGACGCCUCGCGUUGUGCCUUGUGAACUGCCGAAGCAGCCAGUGUUGGUUUUCACUGACGGGGCUAGUGAGGAUGCGUUGCACACUGUAGGCGGGAUCCUAAUAAGGCCUGGGUGUGAUGCGCGGUUCUUUGCUUGCCAUGUGCCAUCUGAGCUUGUGAAGGCUUGGGAGGGCUCGCUGAAGCACCUGAUAGGGCCGGUUGAAACUUACGCCGCUCUUGUUGCGAGAGCCGUGUGGCACCAGUUCCUGUCGGGCCAAACAUACCUGCAUUUCAUUGAUAACGUAGGCAGCCAGGAUAGCUAUGUCAAGGGCACCUCGACGAGCGCUAUCAUUCGCUCCCUGUUAGUCUCCUAUGAGAGGAUUGAGUCGAACGGGGCUUCUUGGCCUUGGUUCGCCCGGGUACCGUCAGACUCGAACCCUUCUGACGAGCCGUCUAGAGGUGUCUUCGACGGUAUUGUCAAGGAGCUCGCGGCAAAGUAUGUGGAAUGGCUCAAUGCUUCCAGCGCCAACAUCAUCUUCAAGAAUGCUGACGGGGCAAAGAAGGCUCUGGAGGCGCUGUCCUUCCCCAAGGCCGAGGCCUUUGGGUGCAAAGGGGGAGGGGAGGCUUCGUUCCAGGUUGACUUCGGGAAGGUUGUCGGUAAGGUGGCGCUGCAGUGGCUAAAAGGGCCAUCAGGUGAGUGGUAG
Molecule: messenger RNA, 5550 nt
Organism: Symbiodinium natans
Lineage: Eukaryota; Dinophyceae; Suessiales; Symbiodiniaceae
Source: the annotation of a GenBank genome assembly